Octodon degus (degu) is the source of this 2932-nucleotide messenger RNA. It is a transcript of the gene Fzd6, whose product is annotated as frizzled class receptor 6. Gene Ontology annotation, molecular function: Wnt-protein binding; Wnt receptor activity. Gene Ontology annotation, cellular component: plasma membrane. The transcript has 7 exons. Gene Ontology annotation, biological process: canonical Wnt signaling pathway; non-canonical Wnt signaling pathway. The record is from RefSeq and is a predicted model, not a curated record. NCBI's taxonomy places the organism in Eukaryota, Metazoa, Chordata, Mammalia, Rodentia, Octodontidae. The coding region runs from base 679 to 2793 and encodes 704 amino acids.
CGUCGGGUGGCGGGGACGGGCAGCGACAGAGGCCGCGACCGCGGGGGGACCCUCGCCUCCCAACGGAAAGAACCCAGCACAGCUCCUCGAGUUGGCCUUUGACAAAACAAACACAAAACCAGAGAGAGAAAGAAUAUAUCCGCAAGACUGCCACGGAAAUGAACUUUAUUUAGUCUUUAGAAGGUCGUCGGGAAUUUCCCUGGACCUCGGGUUUCCUGGGCGGAGGACCAUUUCCUAAGGCCUGAGCUCCUGAACCCCUCUGAACGUGGUCCGGCCACCGUGUUCUUGCUCUACCCCCGCCCGCUUGCCCCAUCUCUUGCACUGCGAGGCUCAAACCUGCAAUCACCAGGGCCUGGAGCCAAGCAGAGCCAGGCUCCCUGCAAAUUACACACCCUGCAGAUGAAAGGCCGUCUGGGUGGAGUUUCCCGGCUGGCUUCCCACAGCGGGCAUCUAACUCCGUGCUGUGCUCGGGAGGCCGUGGUCACACAUGUGGCUGAUAACACCCUUCGGAUUGUUUUUACAGCAACUGACCCAGAAUCCAUUUCAGGAAAGCAACAUGUGUCAAAAUGGUAAAACGAUGAAAUGAGGACUACGAAAAUUUUCCCUUUGGAUGGCGUUCUCCAGACGUGAAAAGAGCGGCUCAGUCUGCCUCGUGGUAGAGUGAGGAGUGUGAGGGAAAUGGAGAAGCUGGCCUUCCUGUCGCUGUGCGUCCUCCUGACCCGGACCAGCGGGCACAGCCUCUUCACUUGCGAGCCGGUCACCGUCCCGCGGUGUGUGAAGAUGGCCUACAACGUGACCUUCUUCCCCAAUCUCAUGGGGCACUACGACCAGGGCAUUGCCGCCGUGGAGAUGGAGCAUUUUCUUCCCCUGGCGAAUCUGGACUGUUCCCCAAAUGUGGUGACUUUCCUUUGCCAAGCAUUUAUACCAAGCUGCACAGAGCAAGUUCGUGUGGUCCCACCCUGCCGUAAGUUCUGCGAGAGAGUGUUUUCCGAUUGCAAAAGCAUCAUUGACACCUUCGGGAUCAGAUGGCCCGAGGAACUUGAGUGUGACAGGUUGCAGUACUGUAACGAGACUGUUCCUGCAGCUCAUGGUCCACAUGGAGGACCUCUUGGUCCUGAGAAGAAAACAGAACAAGUCCAAAGAGACAUCGGAUUGUGGUGCCCGAGGCAUCUCAGGACUUCUGGGGGACAAGGCUAUCAGUUUCUGGGGAUUGACAAGUGUGCACCUCCGUGCCCCAACAUGUAUUUCAAAAGUGAUGAGUUAGAAUUUGCAAAAAGUUUUAUUGGAAUAGUUUCGAUAUUUUGCCUUUGUGCGACUCUGUUCACAUUUCUCACCUUUUUAAUUGAUGUGAGGAGAUUCCGGUAUCCAGAGAGGCCGAUCAUCUAUUACUCCGUCUGCUACAGCAUCGUGUCUCUCAUGUACUUCAUUGGAUUUCUGCUCGGGAAUAGCACAGCCUGCAACAGGGCCGAGGAGAAGCCGGGGCUUGGGGACACCGUUGUCCUGGGCUCCCAGAACAAGGCCUGCUCCGUUUUGUUCAUGUUUCUGUAUUUUUUCACCAUGGCUGGCACCGUGUGGUGGGUGAUUCUGACCAUCACUUGGUUCCUCGCUGCGGGCCGGAAGUGGAGUUGCGAGGCCAUCGAGCAGAAAGCAGUGUGGUUCCACGCGGUGGCCUGGGGAACCCCAGGCUUCCUGACUGUGAUGCUCCUGGCCAUGAACAAAGUGGAAGGAGACAACAUCAGUGGCGUGUGCUUCGUCGGCCUCUACGACCUGGCCGCCUCGCGCUACUUUGUGCUGCUGCCACUGUGCCUGUGUGUGUUUGUGGGGCUGUCCCUGCUCUUGGCUGGCAUUGUGUCCUUAAACCAUGUACGACAAGUCAUCCAGCACGAUGGCCGCAACCAGGAGAAGUUGAAAAAGUUCAUGAUCCGCAUCGGGGUCUUUAGUGGACUAUACCUGGUGCCAUUGGUGACGCUGCUGGGGUGUUACGUCUAUGAGCAGGUGAACAGGGUGACCUGGGAGAUCACGUGGGUCUCGGACCACUGUCGCCAGUACCACAUCCCGUGUCCUUACCAGGUAAAAACCACAGCCCGCCCAGAACUUGCGUUAUUCAUGAUAAAAUACCUGAUGACGCUGAUUGUUGGGAUCUCCGCUGUAUUCUGGGUCGGAAGCAAAAAGACCUGCACCGAGUGGGCUGGGUUUUUUAAACGAAAUCGCAAGAGAGACCCCAUCAGCGAGAGCCGCCGCGUGCUGCAGGAGUCGUGCGAGUUCUUUCUGAAGCACAACUCGAAAGUGAAGCACAAGAAGAAGCACCACAAGCCAGGCUCGCAUAAGCUGAAGGUCAUCUCCAAGUCCAUGGGGACCAGCACUGGGGCCACAGUGUACCACGGCACCUCUGCCGUGGCCAUCGCGGACCACGACUACCUAGGACAGGAGACCGCCACGGAAAUCCCAACCUCCCCGGAGGCGUCAGUGAGAGAGACAGCCACAGCUAGGGAGCAGGACCUUGGGGAGCCCGUGUCCCCCACAGCCAGCUCUAGACUCUGUGGGGACACGGGUGGCAGGAAAAGCCAGGCCAACAGUGUGCAGGACAGGGCCAGUGUCUCUGACAGUGCCCGGAGUGAAGGCAGGCUGAGUCCGAAGAGUAACACUGCAGAUGUGGGCCCAGGGCAGGGUGUGGUCACACAGGGCCCUGCGGUGCCCCUCAGCCAAGUGACAUCCGUAGCUGGGCAAGGGCAGGGGCCGGUGUCACCUGGACCCCCCAGCAUCCCUGAGGACGUUGUGGGCCCUGCACCCUAGAGAAGCCCUGGGGUCUUCUUCCUUGCUUUGACCAUGGCAUCAACAACUGGGGAAAAGAAUGGAUUUCAAGAAUAAUAUACUUACAGCUGGGUAUGGUGGUGCACUCCUGUAAUCCUCAGGAAGCUGAAGCAGGAGGAUC